Spea bombifrons (plains spadefoot toad) is the source of this 5155-nucleotide messenger RNA. RefSeq names its product papilin, proteoglycan like sulfated glycoprotein (gene PAPLN). Gene Ontology annotation, biological process: extracellular matrix organization. Gene Ontology annotation, cellular component: extracellular matrix. Gene Ontology annotation, molecular function: metalloendopeptidase activity; serine-type endopeptidase inhibitor activity. The transcript has 28 exons. The record is from RefSeq and is a predicted model, not a curated record. NCBI's taxonomy places the organism in Eukaryota, Metazoa, Chordata, Amphibia, Anura, Pelobatidae. The coding region runs from base 520 to 4266 and encodes 1248 amino acids.
CAAAACUGGUUCAGUUUUAAUUUCAGGCAUGUGUUGCUUUCCAAAUAUUUGUUAUUGUUUGUGUUUAAAUGAAAGGUUUCCUCUCCCUCCUGAAACACAGACAUUUCCUCAUUCUCGUUUGUGCUGCGCAAGCUGUCCCAAGCUGUCGCAUCUGUCUAGAGUUUCACUCUGCGAUUGUGCUUAACCCUAGGCUACAAUAAAACAAGUCGAGUGGCCCCACCCAGAAAGAGACCUAUGCAGCUGCUAGAAAUCAGAAAAUAAGGCAAGAAACACCUUUUUCUUUUUUGGCUAAUCCAAAAAAACUACUCUACUGCUGGUUGUGUGCGAGCUGCCUGUUAUAUCUCCCUCUGUGCUGUGGGAUUGUGUUGUGAAACAUUACAAUUCAAUGUGGAGAAACCUAAGCAAACAUUGCUUUUUAUCUUUGUGCGUUGGGAUUUGAGGAGUAGGAGCUGAGAAGAGAACACACUGGACAUUGAGGAGCACAGCAGCUGUUUUCCUCCUGGACUGAAGUAAGGUAAAAUGAAGAUCCCUUUGGUGACUUUAAUGCUGGUCCUGGUGUCAUUAUGCUCUGCAAGAAAGACCAAACGACAAAGUGAUUUUUGGGACAAUUGGGGUGAAUGGGGAGAUUGCAGCCGUUCAUGUGGUGGGGGAGUGAGUUUCCGAGAAAGGCAGUGCUAUUCUCGCAGGGCAGAUGGGGGAUCGAAUUGUAUUGGACCAACUAGAAACUAUCGUUCCUGCAAUGUGCAGGACUGUCCUGCAGGUUCUCGAGAUUUCCGUGCACUGCAGUGUUCUGAAUAUGAUGGGAUGGACUUCCAAGGGAAGAGAUACAAGUGGCUGCCAUAUUAUGGAGCAUCUAAUAAAUGUGAGCUGAACUGCAUACCCAAGGGAGAGAAUUUCUACUAUAGACACAAGAUGGCUGUGCUGGAUGGAACUCCGUGUGAACCUGGGAGAAGGGACAUCUGUGUGGAGGGGGUGUGCAAGACUGUCGGCUGUGAUAAUGUACUUGACUCCUCCAAACGGGAGGAUAGGUGCUUGGUGUGUGGAGGAGAUGGCAGUUCCUGUUACGAAGUCAAAGGAUCUUAUGAUUUACCCACCUUAUCGAAAGGUUACAGCCAACUUUUCACCAUCCCCAUUGGUGCCACCAAUAUACAAAUUAAGGAAGUUGGUGCCACAAGGAACUUCUUAGCUGUAAGGAAUGCCCGUGGGGAGUAUUACCUUAAUGGCCAUUGGAAUAUUGAAUACAGUCGUGCUCUCAAUGUGGCCAGCACUGUUCUUCAUUACCAUCGGGGCUCGGAGGGCGAUCUAGCACCUGAGGUUUUAACUGCUAGAGGGCAGACCACUGAGCCUCUUGUAAUUGAGAUUAUUGGACAAGAAGCAAACCAAGGAAUUCAGUAUGAAUACUACUUACCUAACCAGGGCGAUGUUCAGGACUAUCAGUGGAGUUACGGUUCUUGGAGUGAGUGCAGUGCAGAGUGUGGAGGAGGCUACCAGUCUCGUUUGGUUUUCUGCACUAUUGAUAAUGAAGCAUAUCCGGAUCCUAUGUGUAGGGACAAGCCUGCUCCGCCAAGCAACAGGACCUGCAGCACACAGCCCUGCCCACAAAUGAAACGGAUGUCUUACUUGUAUCAGCCAACACUGUGGAAUCGAAUAGUGAACACAAAAAUGACCAGCUGGAAAGUGAGUGAGUGGGGACAGUGUUCUGCUUCCUGUGGUGGAGGCAUCCAAACGCGCUCCGUAUACUGCGUUUCCUAUGAAGGGAGAGCCUCCCAGCAGGUGGUGAAUGAUGCAGAAUGUGCUGCGUUUACAGAAAAACCAGCCACCCAACAAGCUUGUAACCUCAAGGCCUGUGCCAAGUGGAAUGUAGGACAGUGGACAGAGUGUUCAGCACAGUGUGGAGAAGGAAUUCAGAAACGAACAGUCACUUGCAGAACAGACUCAGGAGCUGUUGUUCAGGACCUCUUGUGUACAACGCAAGUCAAGCCCACGGAUACCCAGCUAUGUAAUGGAGAAAACUGCGUCCAGGAAAUUGGCUGGCACAUUGGAGAGUGGGGUUUGUGUUCAAAGAGCUGCAAUAGUGGCAUCAGAAAGCGUCAAGUGAUCUGCGCAGACAACGACCGCAAUUUCUAUGAACCAGAGACAUGUGAAGCCUACGAGCCAGAGAAGCCAUCUGUCAUCGAGAGCUGUAAUAUGCAGCCCUGCUACCUGCCACAACAGGUUCCCAGUAUGCAAGACACUUGGGGAUAUGAUAAUUCUGACCAGUUCUCCUUGACUCGAUACAAUCAGCAAGGUCCAAGAACUCCUAAACCUGCUCCUGAAAAGCGCAACAGAGACACCAACAACCAGGACUGCAAGAAGAAUAUUUAUGGCUGCUGUUCUGAUGGAAAAACUCCUGCUUCUGGUCCAGGGGGACAAGGCUGUUCAUCCUGUUGGCAAAGCAGAUUUGGUUGUUGCCCAGAUGGUGUAACUGAAGCUCAAGGUCUGAACAAUGUGGGAUGUCAGAACUUUUACAGUGAUGGGAAUCCUGGGAGGAAUCAGAGAGCUGACCCCGUCCCUGCUGUGCCUUCUGAUGAAUGCAGGGGUUCACAGUAUGGAUGCUGUUUUGACAAUGUAAACAAGGCUCUUGGUCUAAUGGGUGAAGGAUGUCAAAGUAGACCAAGUCAAGCAUAUCCUGCAGUGUGCAUGCUCCCGAGUGCUCUAGGACCCUGUAGCGAUUGGACAACUCGCUGGUAUUUUGUGCCUGAUGUUGGAAAGUGCAACCGCUUUUGGUAUGGCAGCUGUCACGGGAAUAAGAACAAUUUUGCCACUGAAGAGGAAUGUAUUAGCUCAUGCCAGAGAACUGCAAGAAGGCCAACGGGAACCAUUGAGUAUAGAUAUCGGAAACGAGGGAUGAAGUGGGAUCGCAUGUCACAUAUACAUCCUGAUGCCCAUGUUGACGGCCCUAAUAGUACAGAGCAAGGAGGACAUCACAGAGGUAUAGUUAAAACCCUGGACCAAGAUCAUGAAGGACGCGUUCUCGCAGGGCAUGACGAAUGGGAAGAGCAUAUCAGGAACCACAGAAUACAUGCCAAUGAAAAAGUCCGACAUGAAACAAAUCCCAAAGACAGCUCUUCCUCUCGUCACCCUUCUCUUUACAGAAUUAUUCUGGACGAAGCAGAAUCCUCAUCCAUCGAAGCAUCCACUGGACAAACUGUACGCCUGCUCUGUAGAGUGAGUGAUUAUCCAUACCCUAAAGUUGAAUGGCAGAAGGAUGAACGCCCAGUGUCCUCUUCCAGACACACAUACCAGUCAGAUAGUUCCCUGGUCAUCAGUCAUGUCAGGGCAGAAGAUGCAGGAAUUUAUACGUGCAUGGUUUCCAAUGGCAACAGGAAAGAGACUCACAGUGUGCGGCUGCAAGUGAGAGAGCGUGUCAUACAUGGAAGAACAAGGACAUAUUCUGAAAGUCACAUGGAUCGAGUUUGGAAAGAAAAUGAACGGAGAUCAGAAUCUUCAUCAGCUCAGGCAAUUAGAGACAAUUUAUAUGGACAUCAAGCGUCUUCAAGGAAGUGGAUACCUACCCAAAAUGUUGUGUCAAUGGAAGCAAAUCUUGGCCACCGUGCAAGACUUUCUUGUGUUCUGGACAUCCCUCCCGGUACUCCUGUUGAAUGGCAGAAGGAUGGGAAGCCACUGUUUUCUCCCCGGCACAGGAAGCAGGCUGAUGGCUCCCUUGCUGUUAGCCGGGUAAACUCCGAUGACGCUGGGCUGUAUACAUGCACUGUUACAAAUGGAAAUGGACAGGAAACCAAGCAGAUCCAACUGAACAUAAAAGGGGAGCUGAAAAUCACCAAUCCACCCACCAGUGUCACUGUAUCAGAGGGAGAAGUAGCAACUCUAUGGUGUAUCGUAAAAGGAGACAAUGUGAAUGUUCAGUGGUCCAGGAAUGGCCUCCCCAUCCGAUCAGAUGGCCAUCAUACUACCGUUUCAAGAGAUGGCAGCUUGAUCAUUAGAAAUACCAGGUCUACUGACGAGGGCUCUUACACGUGCAGCGCAUACAGCGGCACACACUCUGUCAGUGCCAGUGCAGACAUCAAAGUGAACAGGAGCAGACCCGCAGCACCUGCAGUGAAAGUCACAGAAGGUGACACUGACUGCAUUGACCACCCAGACCUGGCCAACUGUGACCUUAUUGUCUAUGCCCAGAUGUGUUCCAACGAGUACUACAGCAGCUUCUGUUGUGCUAGCUGCUCUAGGCACCGAGGAGAACAGAGCCAGACACUGCGCCUGGGUUGAGAGACUGUUCAAUGUUUAAAUGAUUUGUAGCUUUAACGUUUUUAGGCAACACUAUUAAUCAGAGCUUGCAGUUUAAAGGUACUGUUCCACUUCAGCAAAUCAUUGAUUGCAUUCUAUGUUGUGUUAAGCAAAUAAACCUUAAAUGACACAUUUUAUUCUUUCAUCUGAAGGUUUAAUGAUCUUAAGGAGAUUUUCGUUUUUAUGGCAAUAACCGUUGAGUGCCUGCUUUUGUUGUACAUCAAGUGUUCUUGGCAAAAAAUAUUAAUGAGGUAAACAUUUAUAUGACUAAAGCAUUAUUUCUGGGAAGGAUUUGGACAGUUAAUACAACAGUGCUAGGAAUGAUACAUUGGGGAUAAAUGUGGAACAGCACCUUUAAAUGCAGAAGGGGCAGUCUUGUUUGUUCUAUUCAUGUAAAACUGUAAUUUUUGUACGAAUUUGUAACAUUCUCUAACUCCGCUACCCCAAAAUGUUUCAUGUGUGGUCUUUUGGAUACGUGAAUCUGCAAUAUCAGGAUACUACUUUAAAAGUGUUUAGUUUUUUUUGUCCUAUUUCUCAACCUGAUAGGUUGUUUAGUGCAGAUGCGAUUUAUCUCCCAGAGAAAUCGGUUGGCUACUUUUUUGAUACCCAGGCCCCUAAUUCUUCAAACAUGCUUGUCAAAAGCCCCCUGAUUUUGAAAUUCCAUAUCAAUAGUUCAUAAUAUUCAUGUGCAAUGGGAUACAGUGCCUUCUGUUUCAUGUUUAGAAUGUUAAACAUCCAACCCACUGGUGUUUCUUAGAAUAUUUUAAUGGUUGAAUAGAUGUAAUUAUGAGUACAUGACAUUUGUUUGGCAAUUGUUUUGGUUUUUUUUUUCCUCUUAUUAAAUGAAACUCCCCAAUAUUUUUACCUGCAA